AUUUUGUCAGUCUCUGCCGCACUCUCGCGUGAAGCGUUUUAUACCAUCUGCGUACUUCUCCACCGCGUCUCGCGUUAACUGGAGUUUGCACAUUGUGACACUUUCUCUGUGGGUCUCCGUCUCUGUCAGAUUGUGUCUGCAUCUCUGCCACGCUCCCAUAGCAAAUUGUAAAAUAUUCAAUUUGUUUUUUGUGUCGUCGUCGUGUUCAUGAAAAUUGUGAUAAAAGUGUGAAAAACUAAAGGGAAAAGAUGGCCACACGCUUCAUGGAUAUGCUGAAGCUGACCUUUAAGGUCCUCAGUUUCAAAUACGAACAGCGCAAACUUGCCACAGCCAUAUAUUCUGUGGUCAAGACCAAUUUGGGCACUGUGCGUGGUGUGAAGCGAAAUACCAUUUGGGGUGGAAGUUACAUUAGCUUCGAGAAGAUACCAUUCGCCAAGCCACCAUUGGGCGAGCUGCGUUUCAAGGCGCCAGAGCCAGUGGAGCCAUGGGAUCGAGAGCUGGAUUGCACAUCGGCAGCCGACAAACCACUGCAGACACACAUGUUCUUUAAGAAGUUCGCAGGGUCAGAGGAUUGCCUGUAUCUGAAUGUGUAUGCCAAGGAUCUACAACCGAAUAAACUGCGUCCAGUGAUGGUUUGGAUCUAUGGCGGUGGCUUCCAGGUGGGUGAGGCCUCGCGGGAUAUGUACAGUCCGGACUUUUUCAUGUCCAAGGAUGUGGUGCUGGUCACAGUGGCCUAUCGACUUGGCGCCCUGGGCUUCCUUAGCCUCGAUGAUCCGCAGUUGAAUGUGCCAGGAAAUGCAGGGCUCAAGGAUCAGAUAAUGGGCCUGCGAUGGGUGCAGCAGAACAUCGAAGCAUUCGGUGGGGAUCCCAAGAAUGUCACGCUCUUUGGGGAGAGUGCUGGCGGUGCCUCGACUCACUUCCUCACGUUGAGCCAUCAAACAGAGGGUUUGAUACACAAGGCCAUCGUUAUGUCGGGCAGUGUAUUCUGUCCUUGGGCAUAUCCUCCCAGGAAUGAUUGGGCCUAUCGUCUGGCCCAGAAACUGGGCUACACGGGGGAUAACAAAGACAAGCCAAUCUUUGAGUUUUUGAGCUCUGUAAAUGGUGGGGAACUAGUCAAGGCCUCGGCCACAGUCUUGAGCAAGGAAGAGAAGCAUAAUCGAGUGUUAUUUGCCUUUGGACCCGUUGUGGAGCCCUACAGCACAGAGCACACCGUGAUUGAUAAGCCACCACAUGAUUUAAUGCAGAACAGCUGGAGCAACAGGGUGCCCAUCAUGUUCGGAGGCACCAGCUUCGAGGGUUUGCUCUUUUAUCCAGAGGUCUCCCGUCGUACGGCCACGUUGGAUGAGGUGGGAAACUGCAAGAAUUUACUGCCCAACGAUUUAAGCGACAAUCUGGAUCCCAAGCUGCGGGAGAACUAUGGCCUGCAGCUGAAGCGCGCUUACUUUGGCGAGGAGAGCUGCAAUGAGGCCAGCAUGAUGAAGUUCCUCGAACUCAGCUCCUAUCGCGAGUUCUGGCAUCCCAUCUAUCGUGCCGUAUUGGACCGUGUGCGUCAGGGUAGUGCGCCCACCUAUUUGUACCGCUUCGACUAUGACUCAAAGCUCUGCAAUGCCAUUCGCAUUGUGCUCUGCGGCCAUCAAAUGCGCGGCGUCUGUCACGGCGAUGAUCUGUGCUACAUCUUCCACAGCAUGCUGUCACACCAGUCGGCACCGGAUUCGCCCGAGCACAAGGUAAUCAUGGGCAUGAUCGACAUCUGGACGAGCUUCGCCGCCAAUGGAGAUCCCAACUGUGAGAGCAUCAAGUCGCUGAAGUUUGCACCGCUUGAGAAUGAGUCCGAUAUCAAGUGCCUGAACAUUGGCGAAGAGUUUGAAUACAAAACUCUGCCAGAGCUGCAGAAGAUUGAGCCAGUGUGGAACAGUUUUUAUGCUCCCGAUAAACUGUAGUUCCAUUUAGUGCAGGGGGGUUCCAUAGCUUUAGCUCUGUCUCAAUUGUAGAAAUUUGUUCUGCAAUUGUAUAAAUAUGUUGUACAUAUAUUCGGGUUGUAAGAUUGAAAUUGUUGUUUUAAAUUAAUAUUCUUUACAUAUAUUUUGUAUUAAGUUCUUAAACAAGACAAGAAAAGUAUAUUUUAGAUAAUAUAAGAGGAGUUUUAAAGGAG
This is a messenger RNA of Drosophila obscura, 2152 nucleotides long. RefSeq names its product esterase B1. The transcript is spliced from 4 exons. Bases 249 to 1940 code for a protein of 563 amino acids. Gene Ontology annotation, molecular function: cholinesterase activity. The record is from RefSeq and is a predicted model, not a curated record. Lineage: Eukaryota; Metazoa; Arthropoda; Insecta; Diptera; Drosophilidae.